This is a messenger RNA of Solea senegalensis (Senegalese sole), 9335 nucleotides long. RefSeq names its product pleckstrin homology domain-containing family G member 1. Gene Ontology annotation, molecular function: guanyl-nucleotide exchange factor activity. The coding region runs from base 2596 to 7389 and encodes 1597 amino acids. The record is from RefSeq and is a predicted model, not a curated record. Gene Ontology annotation, biological process: intracellular signal transduction. NCBI's taxonomy places the organism in Eukaryota, Metazoa, Chordata, Actinopteri, Pleuronectiformes, Soleidae. The transcript is spliced from 17 exons.
UGGAAAUGUAUCUUUUGCUGGAUCAAAUACAGACAAAACAUUGAGUUCAUCCGAUUUUUAUCACUAUCCACCUUCCUGCUGUUGCCCCUUUAAUCCGUCUUGUAAAGCACUGUUUGCUUCAUGUAUUGCAGCUCAUAUGUAGCCAACGUCGCACGCAGUGGAAGAAGCCGUGUUUCUCACGUCAGUAUCCUGCAGGGGAGUGGAGUGGAGUGGAGGCUGUCGGAGCAGGGGGGCAUCAGAUAAGGCAGAUUGCCGCUGUGGGUUUCUGUCAUCAACAGGUCGCGCUUGGCUGAACAGACGAGUUUAGACGCUCCCACUGUGUGUUUGCCAAGCUAAAGGUGCUCAUUACACACCGUGUCACAGAGGUGGCAGGGGGAAGGGCAGGUGUACAGUGUUGAGAUUAAGAGUGGAGAUUUAGGAGCUUUUUGGGUCAAUGGACGUUCAGACCACUGGCGAGAGGGGUCAUGCUUCUUUGGAUCUGGUCUGUGUAUGCGUGUGUGAGGGUUGUCCAUGGGGUCUCUGUUAUUAGGAAAAGGGGGUGGUGCUAGAUGGACCCCAUGCUGAUGGAACCAGUCUUUGUCUUUAUGGGGGGGGGACAACAAAUGGUCAACAUAUUUGCUUUAGAGCAUAAGACUAAGGACCUAUUGUCUCAUGUGUGUCCUCUUUAUGGGACACUUGGCCUGUCUUGAAUUAUAACUACUUUCGUAAAUUAUACUCUAGACAGGCAGGGGCAGUGGUUCCUGAUGUGGCUUUUUUCUUGUAAUUUAUGAGAUACAUGUAACAAAAACCGGUACACAUGUGCUGUUGUAGAUUUUAGGUGUCAUAUCUGGGAAAUCAAAGGCAGUUUACUUUCUGUAGAGCAGAAUAUAGUCUUUUAUGAAGUGCUAAUGGACUCGCAGUAUCAUUUGGCCCAUAAAUUAUGGACGAAGCUGGUAUACUGAAGAAGAAGAAAGCGGCGUGAAAAGCAUGGCAAAAUCCAGACCUGUGCAAUCUUAAGACUAACGAGAAAACAGAAUGUAUGCUCUGUCAGCUUAAAGAAUGAAAUCACUGGAUGGUAGAAAGACUUGAGAUGGUGGUCGACAUCUUACCGCCAGCCAAAAUAGCUUUUAAUAAAAGGUCAACCAGAAAACGCCUAAUACUAACACGCUGAAAGGGGGCAUAUCGACACAUUUAAUGCUUGUGUUUGUGUAAGGACAAGGACAGUAGUCCAUUUAAAGGGUGUCGUCGAGCUUCAAAAGUAGCUUAACAUUGUGCUCAACUGUGCGUGCAAACCCUAAAGGUGCCAACCACUCGGUAUGUUUCCAUGCACAGGUUAAUCGAGCUAAGGCCGUAGUCCGACUAAGACAGGCAAUUGGACAACUUCCUGAGUCCGCAGAAAGACGCUACCACCGCAAUCAUCUCCUUCUACUUUGUCCAACUCCACUACUACGAAUCACAUUAUUCGUCCAAUUCAGACCAGCUUGACGUGUUUACGUGACAUUAAGAAAACUGAAUUAUUGUCUUAGUCCGACUAAAAUCAGACUUUUAACGUGCAUGUUAACUGUCGUGGAUGUAAUCUUAUCUUUUGCCCAUGUCCUCUUGACUUGACUGUGGGUAAGAAAAUGCCAUUGUUCCUUCUUAUCUUUCCACUUUGGACAGUCCGGUGAACUCAUUUAGCCCAGCCUUUCUCUGAUCUGGCACACAAUGAGCAGCGCUGUGUCUCACAGUGGACGAGACCCUUUUGUCUGAGCUGGCUCCCGGCCUAUUGAUCAGCGUCAAACCCCCCCCCGGCUUCUCUGUCUUUCUUGUAAAGUGUGUGUAUGUGUGUGAUCUGGAGCUGUGCACUAACAGCAGCAGUUCAGCUGGCUCCUGAGCAGCCGACACACAUGCACACAUGGUGUUGCCCGACAUCCAAAUGUUACCAAGUGAAAAAGUUAGAUUUUAUAAAAAAAAGAAGAAAAAAAAGAGGCAGAAAUGAAACAGUGGGCAAGAUUAAAGAAAAGAAAAAUAAACAGAGGAAAGAUGAGAGGAGACAAACUUGAUGUGGAACUCCCAGCUCCUUGUCAUUUGCUGCUGGGGUGAAGGAGGAGGAGUCAGGGGGAGGGGAAUACCCAGUAGGGAGGGAGCAGAAGAGAGCAGAGGCCAUUCACUCUGACACACACAUGCACACACACAUACACACAUGCAAACACUCACAUGAACACUUGCAGGCUCACCGCUGAUGUGCUGCCACAGGACAGAGGGAGGGAGGGAGAGAAGCAUUCAAAUGAGGAGAUCCUCAGCAAACUGAAGUAAAGAGGACGGAAGAAAAGAAGGAGCACAUCAGCCAGGAGGAGUGUGUUCAGGACAAAAACACAGCCUCAGAGAGUGCAUUGUCCUGCUUAUAUUGUACUUUUGAAGGAGCGGCCUGCACGUCUACUCCCAGGAGAAAAGGAUUCACAAUGACUGGGAGAAGUUGGGGAAUCUAAGGGAAUCUCUGAGAAUUCACUAGGAAUACCAUUUGGAAUACUCUGGAUAGUUGAGAUGCUCAGGAAAUCACCUCUCCACCCAAACCUGUGCUUUUGAAGCUCAUCCUCAUUUAGUCAAAACGCUAUUGGAGAGCCAAAACUAGCCACAAUGCCCACCGACGAUUAUAACUACCUGCCCGAUGCAUUGCCGCCGCUUCCUGAAGUCCCGGACUCUGGCUCUGGCCUGAGCUCCGUUGACAUCCCGGCCCGCUGCCUCCGUAACCCGGUGUUCCGGCACGCCUCGUCGCGCUACUGCUCCGCCCUCAGCAUGGACUCCUCUCUGGACAGCGCCGAACGGCCGAUCAGCUACAGCUCCACCUCGUCGUCUGCCUCCUCCCGGGACAGUCACUGCUCUCUGGGCAGCCGCUCCACCCUUGUCCCUGCCCCUCACUGUAACCCAGUGACCUCAGACCGGGACUCCGGGGCUAUUCGGUUGGAACUGGUCCCGGCCCGGCAGCUGGGAUGUGCUGAGGAAGAGGACAGAAAUGAUAGAGGGACGGAUGCGGGGAGGGGGCAAGGGAGACAGAGCUAUGAACAGACUCCAACAGAACAUUCAGAGCCAGAGCAGAGUCCAGAGGGGGUCGAGCGGAUGGGUCAGGGACCCAGAACAUAUGUGGACCGAGUGGUGCAGGAGAUCCUGGAUACAGAGAGAACAUAUGUCCAGGAUCUGCGAAGCAUUGUCGAGGACUACCUGGAGUGUAUCAGUAACCAGUCUCGACUGGCCCUGAGUCCAGAGGAUAAAAGUUCUCUCUUCGGCAACAUCCAGGACAUCUACCACUUUAACAGGGACCUUCUCCAUGAUCUUGAGAAAUGUAACGCUGACCCCGUCGCCAUCGCAGAGUGCUUUGUUUCCAAGAGUGAGGAAUUCCACAUUUAUACCCAGUACUGCACCAACUAUCCACGGUCGGUGGCUGUGCUCACCGAGUGCAUGAGGAACAAGGUGUUGGCCAAGUUUUUCCGCGAGCGCCAGGAAUCUCUGAGGCACUCCUUGCCCUUGGGCUCCUACCUGCUCAAGCCAGUGCAGAGGAUCCUCAAGUACCACCUACUGUUGCAUGAGAUAGCCAGUCACAUGGAGAAGGACACAGAGACCUACGAGGUUGUGCAGGAAGCCAUAGACACAAUGCAGAGAGUGGCCUGGCACAUCAAUGACAUGAAGAGGAAACACGAGCACGCCGUCAGGUUGCAGGAAAUCCAGAGCCAGCUAACCAACUGGAAAGGCCCCGAUCUGAUAGGCUAUGGAGAAUUGGUCCUUGAAGGAACGUUUCGUCUUCAGCGAGCCAAGAAUGAGAGAACUCUCUUCCUGUUUGACAAGCUCCUGCUCAUCACCAAGAAGCGAGAAGAAUCCUACACAUACAAGGCUCACAUCCUGUGCUGUAACCUGAUGCUCGUGGAGGUUAUUCCAAAAGAACCGCUGAGUUUCAGUGUGUUCCACUACAAGAAUCCCAAACUGCAGCAUACAGUCCAGGCCAAAUCACAACAAGACAAGCGCAUGUGGAUCUUGCACCUCAAGAGACUCAUACUUGAAAACCACCCGGCCAAAAUCCCUGCUAAGGCGAAGCAAGCCAUUUUGGAAAUGGAUGCAAUGCAUCAUCCUGGGUUUCAUUACAGCCCCAAUAGUGACAAGAAGGACUCCCCUCAAACCAAGGAUGGUCCAACUCCACGAAGAGGACGCAGGAAAGAACCUCUGUCCAAAUUACUGAAAAACGCCAAGCAGAAUGCUGCUAACACAGACGGUGAAAAGCGAACAAGCUUGGGUGCCACCCUCCUCUCUCCAGUGUCCCAGCUGGCUCUGGGCACGAUCGGCCGCAGCCGCAGCCUCAUCAACCAAUCACAAGAAUCCCUGGACCCCGGGGAUCACUAUGACCACAGUGAUCGAGAGGAAGGAGAGGAGCAACAUCAGCAGGAUGCCGACGAUGAGGAUGACAGUGGCCUGGGAGGUGGAAAGAGGCUGCGAGUCCCAGGCAAGAGCAGCAGGAAGAGGCUGAAUCCACAGGCGUCUGUUGAUAGUAUAGAACAGUGGAAGGCCUUCAAUAUGAGCACCUCAGACUUACAGAGAGCAAGAGAAUCCUUGGUGAGGGAUGGUAGUCACCACCCGCCACUUCGCAGGACACCUCGUGUGACUGAGGAACCUCCCGACUCUCCUAUUCCCUCUGUGAUUGUCACAGAAAGUGACAGUUCCGUGAGGAACAUCUGGGCAGACCAUCGGGCUCGCAGGGCCAUGUUCCCCACCCGCCAGAGAACCAUGCAGCCUGAUGACGAGGAUGAGGACAUCUACCAGAUGUUUGUUCCCACAGAGCCUGGCGGGCCAGAACCAGAGGUGACCGCGGAGCGAUCUGAGGCCACCUCGUCGCCCAGGACGGCACGUCCCUGCAGCUGGCAUGUUGAGCAGGUGCCUGCUGUGCAAGUUGAUCCGCCACCUAGUGGGAGCAGAGUCCUACGGCGAGCGAGCAGUGCAGGUGAGAAGGCCACAGAAGCUCGACAGAGUCCCGAAGACGAGGUCGGUCACAGCAACCUGGAUGUGAUCCACACAGAGUCAUCCAGCAAUGACAUAUCUGGAUCUUCCUCAGCUGAGCAGCUGACAAUAGACGAUAUUGAAAAUGUAUACGACAACAUCAGCUAUGAGGACCUUAAGAGCAUGGGCCUCAUCAGGAGAGACCAAGAGGAAAGCCAAGCAGGGAAAGAGACCAACACAGAGGUGUCACAGAGCCAGGCACCAAGGGUACCAAGUGAGGUUUCAGGGGUCUCAGCACAUGGAAUUGAACCAGACAGUUCAUCUGAGAGCAUUCAGUCUUCCACACAGGAGGGGAGGCAGUUUGGGACAUGUGAGCUCAAGAUAGUAGAGGAGAACAUCUACGACACAAUCUGUUUCAGGGAACCACCAUCAGCAGAGGUUAAAGGAGUAAAUGAAGGAAAUAAAGUCCAACAAGAGAGGGACAGUCUGUUGGCCUCUGAGCAAGACCUAACUGAAAGUCUUGGAGGGUUUGUAUCUGAGGAGAGCCUCCAUUUUGGGGAGAAUGAAGGACCAGACACCUCCUACCCUAUUCCAUGUUCCUCUGAGCCUGAUUAUUCGUCCUCGUCUGCCUCGGAAAUUUUCUCCCAGCGUUCACAGAAAGGGGAUAAAAUGUCAGAGCAGGUCGAUGAGAUCUGGAACGACUUGGAGAACUACAUUAAGAACAAUGAAAAGAAAGCUGAUCGACUUCCUGCUGCCUUUCCCGUUGGUGCCGCCGAGUCCUCCGCCAAGUGUUCGUCAGCCAAAAACAGCCCUAAAAAGACCCCCUCUGUUAUUACCUCCCAAGCAGCCAGUCCUCCAGCCAGGAGUCCCCCAGCACAUCAGCCUAAAGCCCCACCCAUCACAUCCUCACCUUCAUUCACCAUUCCAGUCAUCAACCUCCCUGAUCAUCUAAGUGAAGGCUCCACUGAAGAAGAAAUCCACAGCCCCACUCCCAUUUCACACCCCAUUCCCGUGACCCCAGAGCCACCUCCCGGCACUGUGAAGAGCAUCCGUAACAGACUGGCUCGCCUCAGCAGCGGCAGCUUCCGCCUAGAGGACGAUGACCUGGUGGAGCUUCCUCAACGAAGCGCUCCUCAGAUGGAGAAUCCCAUCAAGGACAUUCAUGGUUUGUUUCCAGGUGAGCUGGCGGGACUGGACUCCCCGCUGGCCUCCUCCUCUCUCCUGCUCGGUGAGUCUGUAGACUUCCCCAUGGAGCUGAUGGACAAGACAAAGAGCAGGGUGUUCCUGAUGGCACGGCAGUACAGCCAGAAGAUCAAGAAGGCCAACCAGCUGCUGCGCAUGAGGAGCAUGGACCCUGGAGACUCUUGUAGUCGGGCCAGAAUGGAGAAGAAGCAGAAAGACCUGGCAGCAAUUUUAGAGGAGAAGAAACAAGGGGGUGCAGCUAUAGGUGCAAGAAUAGCAGAGUACUCCCAGCUCUAUGACCAGAUAAUGUUUAAAGAUCCUCCUAGUCCUGCUGGUCACACCUCUGCCACCGCUCACCACGCCCAUCCGGGGCUGUCGUCCUCACCGUCCAUGCCCGAGACCUCACUGGAGGCAGAAUGGCUCCACUCCACGUACAGCAAUGGAGAGCUGGCCAGCUUUGUCUCCUCGGUCAACAACGUAGGGGAGGCUCGAGCAUCUUCCACCCCGCAGCGCAAACUAACCUCUUCCUGCUCCAUCCCCUCUCUGAAGAGUUUCCCCUCCACUCCAACCACCCCACCCUCUCAGAGGUGGAGUUCAUGCAUGUCGGCACCCAGUGAGAAAGAGGAGCAUGUGUACAGUUCCAUUAAGAGACAUACGUCCUUCAAUGCCUCGUCGUUACCCGCCUCAAAGCCUUCCCCGUCCGGUCACUGUCAGUCGCUCAGCUCCCUGGGAGGCCAGGAGAACAAUCAGUCCGGACUCCAGUGUAACAGACCCACUGUGGAUCGAACCACAGACAGAUUUCACGCACCUAGUCUGGGUCGGGCUGGCCGGCAGAGUAGCCUCCCAGAGCGCUCCACCCUGGGACAGUCGGAACUCACCUUACAUGAUGGUCAACAGGUGGUCGUCUUGAAUCGGGCGUCUGCGUUGAACAUACUCAACGCCACCCAGAACUACCUGGCUAACUUCAGGGACAAUGGCGAAGACGAUGAUGACUAUGUGGAGAUCCGAUCGGAGGACGAGAGCGAACAGGAACACGACAGGUCGGGGCAGAGAAAUGGCAGCUCGGCUGUUCACCCCAGCCAAAGCCAGGGUAUCGUCCAAUCCCAGAGUCUGCCGUGCACCCCGGUGCGCUCCUGCGACCCACUUAGGUCCCUCGACCGCGAGCAACUGGAGAAAUACCUGUGGAGCGAGCCGCAGCAGAGCCAACCCAAAAUCGUCCAGUCUCUGCGGGACAAGUUUCAGUGUCUGAGCUCCAGUAGUUUCGCUUGAAGCAACGCUGCAUCUUAAGCCAAAUCUAUAUAUUAAAUAAAAUACAGCGUAUAGAAGCAAAAGGGGGCACUGCUGCUUUGCAUUGUAUGUAUACGACAAUGUAGUCCACAAACAGAAUCAGAACAGCACACGUAGAUCAGACUUUCUUUGGUUUUGUCCCUGUUCACAACAGCUUUAGUGAAUAGAUAGGUUACUUUUAAUGUGACGUCAAAGCAUGCAUGUGAGCGGUCUUAGCACUUGCAGGUUCAAACUGUACAUGUUUCAAAGAGUAGUGAUCUAGUGUGGGUAGGUUGGUCACAACAAAAGAACUGACUGGAUGGGUUUUAAUAUUCAGAGGAAUUUUUAGAGCGCUGUAGAGGUAACUGUUGUACAGAUGAAGUAUUUGAGGAUAUCUGUUUGAUCUGUUUUCCAAUCAAAACAGACUUUCAAACUGAAAAGUACAAACAUCAAAGGUCAGCUGAUCUCUGCCAGAUGUUGUCACAUGUACCUGAUCACUUGCGAGGUUCGUCUUUUUAAAUUUCUCUUAGGUUUAAUUUAACUGCGUUUCGAGUAUGAGUGUAGCCUGUACAAGAGAGAUAAAAAAAAUCAAAGUGGAGGCUAGUGUUUAAUUUUUAAUUUGUGCUAACACUUUCAAAGGGUUCUGAACAAGCAGCUUUACAAAAUAAAUUUAAAAUGCAGUCACAUUUGCUGCUCAGGCUAGUUUGUCACUUUUAACAGCGCGUUUUUUUUUGUUUUGUUUUUUUAGCAAUAACUGUAACAAAUAAAUGAUGCAAAUGUAAAGAAAUCACGUCGGCUAUUACAAGAUCCCAUAGGUUAAGAAUGACUAGCCUUAGAUCAGUAAGUAUUUGAGCUUAUUUCACUCUAUCUGCCACUUUUGUCAUCAAUAGCGUGUCAUGCUUUAAUAUCAAGAGAUCUAUUAAAACAUAGGAUUUCAUAUUUAUUUUCAAUCUGCGAGGAAGUGAGAGACACUUUUAAUCGUCAUGUAGAGUGAAAUGUGCAUCUGGUUGAUGUUUUUUUUUGUUUGUUUGUUUUUGAAACCAUACCAUUUUAAACCUUUGUUUUAAAGAGGGACCACAAAGGAGAGGAUCGAGGAGAGUUUGUUAAAAAAAAAUACAACAGUACUGUAUUUGGUAUAUUUUUUUAAACUCAAAUGGACAGUCAACUCUUUGUUUACGUUAUGGGGCACUCCCAUCUGUCACACUACUGAUGUCGCAUCCACACUCACAGAAAAGAAAGUUUUCACUUCUACCUGGUUCAUACGAGACGAUCAUUCUCUCUGCACUCGAGAUUCAUCCAUUCAUCCACAUCAUGUAAACGGGAUUUCUCUAGAAAGGUCACUAAAUGUAUCUUACGUUAUUUGGUUGAUAUCCCAAUGUUGUUAUUAACGCCCUUUAUCACUCUUACUUAAAGCCACAGACUGGUUGUAAAUUAAAAAUAUAUUUAUUAUUAAAAGAUAGUUUUAUUAUCAUUUUAAAGGGCACUCACAAAAUUUGAAAUCAGAUACUGUGAAUAUUUUUUAAGAAAUGGCAUUCAAGUUUUCUAUCACGCACUGCUUACUUUCAAGUUCCAAAUCAUGAAAACACGUGAAAAGUUGAAAAGCACAAUAUCAUGGCCUACUGUUCACAUCAGGAAUUGUGCGUCAAACACAAGUUAGGUAUAUGAAGUAUGUUUUUUUUUUUUUUGUGUACAUUUUUUUUAAUCCUCUGUUUCACUGGUGGGGAUUGUUGGUCUUCAUUGACUCUUUUUUGCACUUUUCUGUCUUUUUUAUGUUUUAUUUGUAAACACUUUGUAAAGAUGUACAUUUUAGGAAAGUUAUUCUUGUAUGCCAUAGGUAUGCUUUACAAUGCUUUAAUGUUUAAGUUAAAUGUACUGUAUUUUUUUAACUGCCUAGUUGUCAUUGCUCAACAAAACAAUGUAUUGGAGAUAAUAAAUUCAAAUUAAACAGA